AUGUGUAACCCUAUGUAUGUUGCGUACAUCCUCAUUUAUCUAGCAGCAUUUAUCGGCAUGAUCGGCAACCUCAUCGUUGUCUUUGCCUUCGUCAGUAAUGCCGUCCGGCACAGAGCCCUUCUACCUUUGGAUAGAAUCAUUGUCAACAUGGCCCUGGUGAACCUCUUACUCUGCUGCUAUCAGGUAAUCCCUGGGCUCAUCUUCUUUGUCAGCGCCAAGGCUUUUGGAAAGCUGAGCUGCAGGAUCCUCCUCUACACUUACCACACGCUGAGGCUGAUUAGCAUCUGGUCAGUGGAGAAUUUAAGCUUCCUUCACCUGAUCAAGAUCCGAAGACCUAACCACCGCUGGUCAAAAUUCAUCUACAGGCACCAGGGGCAGUAUGUAAAUAGCGUCCUUGUGGGAUGUUGGAUCUUUACCAUCGUUUUCCAUAUCCCUUACCUUCAACAUGACGGAAUGGCAGAGAAGAAGAUUAACAAGACCAUAGAGUAUCUGGCAAUUACAACCUGCUUAAGCUACACAGGGACUUUCAUCAUGAAGUUCACCACCUACGCAUCGGUCAGUUUGGACCUCAUCUUCAUCGUCCUUGUGAUUGUCUUAAAUGGCUUCACCAUCGACCUGCUCUGCAAGCACCGGAGAAAAGUCAGGGCCACUUGGACCACCAACAGCAGUUGGAACAAGCACACGGCCCAAGCCACAAAAAUCUUGCUCUCGUUGCUGUCCAUCUAUGUGGUUUGCUGGAUCUCUAAUGACAUGGUCUGGAUUGCCAUCAUUUCUGGGUUGCUCGAAAGCGAUUUUGAAAACAGCGUCCUCAACGGUGUCUAUGGAAUUCUGUCCUCCAUUUAUUACUCUGCCAGCUCCUACGUUGUGGUGUUUGGCUACAGAAAGGUCAGAGAAUACCUGGCUGAAGCCUGCUGGUGCCUGAAAUGUGAGAGGCCCACAGUCAUUCAGAGCAUGGAGCUGUAG
Dermochelys coriacea (leatherback sea turtle) is the source of this 963-nucleotide messenger RNA. Its product is annotated as vomeronasal type-1 receptor A14-like. NCBI's taxonomy places the organism in Eukaryota, Metazoa, Chordata, Testudines, Dermochelyidae. The transcript has a single exon. Gene Ontology annotation, cellular component: membrane. Gene Ontology annotation, molecular function: pheromone receptor activity. Bases 1 to 963 code for a protein of 320 amino acids. Gene Ontology annotation, biological process: G protein-coupled receptor signaling pathway. The record is from RefSeq and is a predicted model, not a curated record.